CAAAGUGUCACACGUUCCUGUAAAACUGUAGAGGUGAAAAAAUAAGUCUGCUAAACGUUUCGUGAUUAAACUUGAGUGAUUAAUAUAAUUAAGCAUGAGUUAGUGAUCCCUCCAGGUAUCUAUUGGUUGUCCUGUAAGAUUUACUGAGUUGAGUUAGAUGAGUUUACUUAGCAGCCCUCAGCCCUGUACAUAGGUAACUAUAUUUUUUGUGUCAAUAAAAUUUAAAAACUCCACACUUUAACCUUAAAAUUUUACUACGUUUUAUUUUCUUACAGUGUAUGGUUUGGAAUACUUUGUUCUAUAAAGUUGAAGUUAAUGGGAUUUAGAAAUCAAAAUCUACAAUGUCAAGAUGGCUGUCACAAAACCGUUACUAGGAGGGUUCGCGAGCUCUUGAACUAUAUUAAGAGAUAAUUUGUUAUAGUGCAAUAUUAUGUGAAAGCAAAAGUCAUAAUUAAGGAAGUAAUAGUUUAGUGAAACACGUUUAAUUCGAUCCGAUGGUAGCGACGUAUUAUAACACCUACAAUAGAAGACUCGUUACGUCGAGACCAAUAAUUAGUCCUAAACGUAUGAAACAAUUAUUUUUAAUUGGAAUAGCUUUUAGUACACUUUAUAUUUUCUUCCAUUUAAAGAAAAACACAGAAUUUGGUUAUUCAUAUUAUUUCUGUGCAAAAAGUAGAAGUGGGGAUGAUAGUUGCUUUGAAAGUGAUACAAAUGGAGAAAGAUUUACUAUACAAACGGAAGGUUGCAGCAUACCAUUCUUGAAACCGAUCGAUUACAGUAUAAAAAAGUUCGUAGAACGUCCAGACGUACCCAAAUGCCUCUCUCCGUUGGCACUGCUGGAACAUAACUCAUCACACAUUUGGACUAAGAAACAACUGAACUCUAGCGAAAGCAGUGCGAAUAUUUUUUGUUGUUACCAAUCAUUUUAUCGACCACAAUCAGUAGACAAUGUCGAUGAAGUUAUUGAUGACAGAGUUAAAUACAAUGACUGCAUUUAUUUUAACGAUACAAUAGAUGUGCGACAUGAAUUCGUCAAAGUCAACUGCAGCGUCGGAAUUAAUACUAUAGAAGAAUAUUACGUGUUUGCUCUUAAAAAGAAGUUUACAGUUCAUAACGAUCAUGAAGAAAUUUCUAAGAAUGCAACAGCCUAUAAUAUUUUGGUUUUGGGAAUAGAUUCUGUGUCAAGGCUUAAUUUUUUCAGAACAAUGCCUAAUACCGUCAAGUUUUUGUUGAACAGGGGAGCCGUAGAUUUAUCAGGUUAUAACAAAGUCGGUGACAACACAUUUCCAAAUUUGAUACCAUUGUUACUGGGUUUAUCAGAUACCGAGAUAAUGACGACCUGCCUGCCCCACAAAGAUGCUAAAUUCGACAACUGCCCCUUUAUUUGGGAGUGGUUCAAGCAAGCAGGUUUUUAUACAGCUUUCGCUGAAGACAGCGGCUGGUUGGGCACGUUCAAUUAUCUAAAAGCGGGUUUUAGUAACACUCCGACUGAUUAUUAUACACACACCUUUAUAAAUGAAGCAGAAAAAUAUGCUGCAAAAGAAAAUUUUUCUAUUAAACUGACACCGUGUUUAAAUGAUAGAUACUUUUACCAGGUUUUGUUGGAUUAUGUUGAAGAUAUCACGUAUGCGUUACGGCAUACCAGGCUCUUUGGACUGUUUUGGGAAGUAACCAUGAGCCACGAUGAAUUGAAUUAUCCUAUGGCGAUGGACCACGAUUAUGUAAAACUUUUUGAGAAAUUGGAAAUUUCAGGUUAUCUCAAUGACUCUAUUGUAUUUAUAUUAAGUGACCAUGGAAUUCGAUGGGGCGAUAUUAGGUACACAAAACAGGGUCGUCUAGAGGAGCGUCUGCCGUUCGUUUUCGUAUUAUUACCACCAAGUUUUAAAGAAAACUUUAGUGCAGCAUACAGAAAUUUAAAAACAAACAGCAAACGCCUUACCACUCCGUAUGAUAUAUAUUCAACUUUAUACGAUUUAACUAACUUGGAAAAUGUGAAAAACGAAAAUAUAUUUCAUCGGAGUCAGCAAAGUUAUUAUAGAAACAGGAGCAUAAGUCUCUUUUUGCCAGUACCAAGCAACCGAACGUGUGAGCUUGCCGCCAUCAGCGACCAUUGGUGCACUUGCCACAAACGCAUAGUCAAAUCAAAGAUAAAUAAAGUAGUUUGGCGAGCCGCGAAAAUCCUUGUUGAACGAUUGAAUGCACGCGUAUCGGUUCACGAUAAUUGUGCUAAUCUGUCCCUAGUCGAUGUAAUUGAAGCGAAUGAAAUGAUAACGGGCAAAUCGGAGGAUGAAGAAAUCGACAAUUGGCGUGAGUUGAUGAUAGUUAUAAAGACCACACCUGGAGAUGGCGUGUUCGAAGCUACCCUGAGGGGAUUCAAUGAUGUCGGAUGGACAGUGAUGGGCACCGUUAGCAGACUCAAUCUUUACGGAAAUCAAAGUUACUGUGUUACAGACAGUUUACUUAAAUUAUAUUGUUAUUGCAAUUAAGUAGGUACAUACCUAUAAUAAUUUUCGCCUUACCUAUUUGCAAAAAGAUAAAUAAUUUUAGUUUAAAUGUAAUUUUAUUUAAUUUUACCUACAUAACUUUGUUUCCAAAUAGUCACCCUGUAACCUGUAAGUUUUAAAAAUAUCGGAAAUUCUCAGUUCUCAUAGUUAAAAAUAUGGAUCAAUAACUUUUAACUGUAGGGUGAGUACGAUUUCGUCUGCGUGGAAAAGGAUUUCCCAUGCAAAUUUCUGCCCCAUUUUUCACCCCCUUAAUAUAUGAUUUAUGGAAUUAAAACUAUCCUUUGUCCUUUCCCGGUACUCAAACUAUGUCUAUAACAAAUUUGAUCUAAAUCGGUUCAGCGGUUUAAGUGCGAAAAGGUACAAAUAAUAGACAGACACACUUUCGCAUUUAUAAUACUACUAGCUUUUGCUGGCGACUUCGUCCGCGUGUAAUUAGGUAUUGAUUUGGAUAGUUUAUUUUUUAACCAUACUGAUUUUCUAACAAUCUGCUUAAUAAGUGGUUUUGAUUUCGAGGAGCUCAAGAUCUUAAAUUUAUGGUCACACAUCCAAUAACAGGUCAAUGUGAAAGUUGUUAAACUUCCACGAUGACAGACCGAACGCGCUGACCACUUAUGCCUCUUCCUAGGAUACUUCUUAAAGAAUACAUCCUAUUAACAUUUAAUAAUAUCAAAGUUUGUAGGAUAUUUAUUAAUCAAUCACGCAAAGCGAUUAAACGGAGUUGGACUGAUUUAAUUUAUCACAUUACUGUAGAACUACGAUUUUAAUACGUUUUGUUGUUCCGUCCUUUGCUAGCACGUGAAGUAUUUUUGAACUUAUGACUUGUGAGUACGCCACGUAUAAUUGUACCCUUAGAAAUAAAGUUUUUUUUCUAAAUGUUCACCUCCUACUUAUAAAAUGUGUAAUAGAAUCAAAUGUCUAUUCGAACCGUCUCUAAAUACAUGUAACAAUCAAUAGCUUAACAUAAAGAUUGUCACAUAUGAAACUGCAGUAUCCGAAAAGUAAAAUAGUUAAUUAUUAUACCUUACUUAAAAAUUCAUCCCUCUUUUUACCCCCAUAGCAUGGCUUAUUGAUCAAUUAACAAAAAUAAUCACAAAGCGAGGUAGGCAAAUAUUUAUUUUAUUACGAAAAGCUCUCAUAAGCGAUAUCUCACAGGAUAUAAUUACUUAAUCAUCAAAAGUUAUACGGAGUCGAUGUUACGAAUUAUAGAAAAUAAAGACUAUUAACUUUCAUUCACAUUUAACUUAAAUUCGGCGAAUUUGAAAUCUAUAAUGAUCAACUUAAACAAACACAAACCUAAAUACUUCUGUAGUAAAAAAAAGAAAAAACUACCGAUACGGUUACUGACCAUAGACAGGAGGACAACAACAGAAAGACAGGAUGGAAUACUCCACCUUCCGGGUGGAAAUACUUAAUAAGAAUUUUCAAGCGCUAAACAGGAAUUUAAGUAAAAUUUUACAUACUUGAAACCUAAUGGAGAUAAUCUGUUGCACUCUAUCUACAAGCGACACACAUUACAUGAUCAAUCUGACAUCAAUCUAAACAGCAUCGGAUGACUGACGCCAGAUUGAUCAUCUAAUGACCACAUUACACACACUUGGACAGCCGAAGAAUUUCGCUAUAUUGUCUAUGGUUAGACAUGUCAAUGUCAGUGUCAGUGUGUCAUUCAUGUCUGUCAGCCAAAUGUCAAAUUGGAACAUUACAAUUUUUUGUCGGAAGUAUUACAAUUUAGUUUACUUGCAAUUAAAAUUAAAACAUGUUUAAAUCGCUAACUUUUUAUAAAUAAAACAUUUUUAACAUGGCUUUAAUAUAUAGAUUAUUCUGCAGAAAUACUCGCUGUAUUAGCAAUCUAACCGAACCGGUGAAGUUGGGUAUUGUUCCAAACCAUUCACCAAAAUUUCUGGUUCAUAGGAGGUAUCAAAAUAUCGCUUUUAUUAAUCCUUUAAAAGGUAUUACUCCUGUUAGGUAUGUAUCGGUAUCUCAUAUAAAGUAUUCAACGCAAAAUGACGCCAAUAAACCUCCGCAAGAACCGGUAGAAAAGAAACUUGGUCUUAUACAAAGAUUUAGACAAAUGUAUAGAGACUACUGGUAUGUGUUAGUACCAGUACAUAUGGUUACUUCGGCCAUUUGGUUUGGCAGUUUCUAUUAUGCAGUUCGGAGUGGUUUUGACGUUGUAGGAAUGCUUGAAUCCUGGGGCGUAAAAGAAUCAUUAUUGGCACCUUUAAGAGAUUCAAGUGCUGGAUAUUUUGCAUUCGCAUUUGCUCUCUAUAAGAUAGCCACUCCAUUGAGAUAUGCUGUUACAGUUGGUAAUGAACUUUACAUAUCUUACAGUAAAAUUUUAUGUGUAUUAGCUAUCAGGUAGUCAAAAAGUGACAUUUGUAUAAAAAAAUGGAUUCUUCAAUAUGACAUUCUCUAUAGGUAUUUCAUUAUAAGUAGUCGUUUUGUUCAGUCUCAUACAAAUCUGUAAAAUAGACAUUCCAUACUAAGUUCAAUAUAGGAUUCAUAAAAUACAAUGACAUUUCAGAUUUAGAAAGAUCAAACAUAUGAACAAUACUUAAACCCAGUCUCACUAUUUUAGACCCUCCAUUGAAUAGUUGAGUUGAAGGAUUCUUUUAAUUUUUUUAAUAAACUAUCUAAAUUAAGUUUUAAACAACAUUGUUAAAAUACAAUUCAAAAUUUUAUAUGAUUUCGCAUGGUCCCUUCAUCAUUGUUAUACCUGAAAACCACUGUAGUUCCAGAUACCCUUUAAACUGUUCUGUACAGAAAGGUAGCCAGAACACUAUGUUAGCUAAUAGUUGUGAGAAGAAUUACAUUUACUGUAACACAUUUUCUUUUUUACAGGUGGAACUACAUUUGCAAUAAACAAAUUAACUGCUAUAGGCUGGAUUCGACCAGUACCCUCUAGAGAACGAAUUAAAGAAAUGUUUCAAGAAAGAAAAGACAAUCUUCAAGAUAGAUUCAAUGAAAGCAAGCAACAUUACCAGAGUCAGAUGAAAGAGAAACGAAACCAUGUGAUGGACGAAAUGAGAAGAUACAAAACAGAAAUGAGAAAUAUGAAAAAUAAGGUAAAAAAAAUGUGACUGUAUAAGACAUUUUUGACAUGAUAUUUAUUUCAGAUGGGUGUAGAUGUAAAAUAUAUGUACAGAGAGUAUUAAGGUGAAACUUGGAAAACAGAAAAAAUAACCAUUUCAAUAAUUAUAUAAUGUUGUUGCCUUAAUUUUUUUUAUUUAUUCGUAUUUCCUAUUGAUUUAUUUUAACCAUUAGUUACAAUGCGACUUGAAAUCUAUGAAAAAAAUGGCCAUGGAAUCACAUUUUCAAUAGAACUCAUUCAUGUCAUACCAUGCAAUGUGAAUAUUUUUAUAGAGUUGCAAGACUUUAUGCUGAUAAAAUAAUUUAUACAUUAAUCAAUUAGAUACUUAAAAACUAUAGAUCUACAUAAUUUAGAAUGACAUUAAAAAUAUUUUAAAU
Molecule: messenger RNA, 5969 nt
Organism: Chilo suppressalis (striped riceborer)
Lineage: Eukaryota; Metazoa; Arthropoda; Insecta; Lepidoptera; Crambidae
Source: the annotation of a GenBank genome assembly